Messenger RNA from Medioppia subpectinata, 2066 nucleotides. The record is from the annotation of a GenBank genome assembly. Lineage: Eukaryota; Metazoa; Arthropoda; Arachnida; Sarcoptiformes; Oppiidae.
ACAACAACAACAACCACUACAACAACAUAUUGGAUGACAACUUGUUUCAGUUGUUUCGCUCAUUUGGUCCAGUCUUGUGUCAAACAGUUACAAGUGAUACCAGUAUUGACACAAUGAUUACACAUGUAUUACUCCAAGUAUUAGUAGUACUCGUACUACAGGUGCGAACACUUGUCUCUCAACCACAACAACCACAACAAACAUCGGGCAUCUCUUGCACUGGAGUUGGAUGUGAUGGUCGAUGGAGUUGUCAAGAGUUGGACUAUUGCGGGGAUGUGUUGGGCUUUGAAGCGAUCCAAUGGUUGCACAGACAGCUGGAUGACGACCACAACGGCAAUGUGGACAUCUCGGAAAGCAAUGAGUUCUUGAGAGACGAGUUGAAGUACGAGAACGGACACGAAAGACAUAAAGCAUUUCACGGAAACGACAAAUACAUUACAGUGGAUGAGUUGUGGAGAGCGUGGAAGGGAUCGGUGGUGAGGAACUGGACGAGUGACGAGACCAUUGACUGGUUGUGUAAUGUGGUUGAAUUGCCUCAAUAUGUGGCUCAGUUUGAAAACAAUGCUGUCGAUGGACUGGCUCUCCCCCGACUGGCGGCAAACACACAGUUUAUAUCGAUUCUGGGCAUUACUAACGCAAUCCAUAAGCAAAAGCUGGCCCUCAAAGCGAUGGAUGUGGUGCUGUUCGGAGCGCCCAAACAUCACAAUUAUAUCAAAGAUGUUUUGCUCAUGUUUUCGGUAGUGAUAGCGAUAGGAGGCGUUUGGUUUGCAUUCGUUCAGCACAAGUACUCGCAGUCACAUCUCAAGAAAAUGAUUGCAGAUAUGGACAGUUUGCAGAGAGCGGAGGAACAGCUGAUUGGAUUACAACGAGAAUUGGACAAAACACGUCGCGAACAGCAGAUUGUUGUCAUCGAAAAAGUGAAUUUGGAAAAGAAAUUGAAGGAAAAUGAGUCUCAAAUCGAAAGAUCCGCGUCCUAUACAGCGCUCGAAGACAUGUCUCGCAUCUGCGAACUCGAAGAAGAGCUCAAAAGAGUUGGCGAACAACUAGUCAGAGCUCAGAACAAUAGCGGCGGCUCAUCGUCUCGAUGGGCGCCUCCUUUGUCUCUACAGCAAUGGUUGCAAUUGACACAUGAGAUCGAAAUGAGGAACUUUAAUGCUAAGCGUUGUGCCGCAGAAUUGCAGUUGUAUGCAGCAAAGGAAGGGUGCGAGAAAUUGAGGAAAAAGAGGGCCUCUGUUUUGGGUGCGUUUCGUGUGGCUCACGGAAACUCUAUCGAUGACGUCGACAAUCGUAUACUUGAGGCCAAGACUGCUCUCAAGGAAGUGACACGAGAUUUGCAGGAAAGAGUGCAGCGCUGGCAUCACAUCGAGAUGUACUGUGGCUUUUCUGUUGUCCAUAAUCCGGGUAUUGUAUACUUGGAACAGGCAUUGUAUGGUUCAGCAGCCAAUAGUCUGUCUGGUUCUGUGCCUACUUUGGGACUCUCACACGCCGGCAGUGAGACUACUAUUGUUGAUGAGGACUCUCUUGAUGUGUCCGAAUCCAUGGCAAACAUCAAUGACAUUGGUUUAAACACUGAUAAAAUAUCUUUACAUUCGUUUAAUGCAAAUUCUAGCCAUCAAAAGAAUCUAAACGAUUUAAUGGCAACCAAUGCUACAACUCGUGGAAGCGAUCAUUUGGAUGACACUUCAUGGCCGGAUCCACUCAACGGACGCACACAGACCAUCGACCCCUUCACAACUGGCAAAGGUAUCAAAGGGGACACAAAAGAUGCUAAUUCUCGAUAUCGACCAAAAAUGGCCAAAAGUUUUAGUGAAGAGCAAGAGUGCGGACACACGUUUGAAGAGACGAACGACUCGUUGUGUCACUCAGAAUCAUGCACUCAAUUAGAAACGUGUCAAUUGCUUCACUCCUUACCCAUUAACCCGAGUUGUAGUGCUAAUUAUAUAACUAAUAAUAGUAUAAAUAAUAAUAACAAGAGUGAAUUGAGUGAACACUCGGAACCAAACAAUAAAAUGGUUUCAUCCGAGAAGAAGCGAUCAUUCUUUGGACUCCGAAAACGUAAAAAUUGA